UUGGACGAACGUAAGUCCUCACCUGGCAAACUUGAUUACCCAAUUCUGGUCUCACAGGUGGCCAUCCACCUAUUCUGCUGCUAUGACUGCCAUUAGACGGCGGGGUUUGCACGAAUUCUCUUGCAGAGAAUUCAUAUCACCGUAUUCGGAGAGUUGAAGGUCCAGUUUCUGGACACAACACCAAGGCAUCUCUCUGUCACUUCGUGUUUUCUACCCACCGAGCUAUCCAAAUGGAAUUAACGCCCAUCAAGAUCCGGGGGAAAGGUCCACGGAAGAAAGGAUUCAGGCCGCCCCAACCAAAGAGAAAACAACCACUAUCCGGCGGGGCUACGACAACUACGCCGAAGAGACGCAAAAGGAAGGCAAGGGCGGCCACCCCGAUAGAACGGCUCCCCCUCGAGAUCCUGGAGCGCAUCUUUCACCUGUCAUCGAACCUCAGCCUCCCCCGUGCCAGCCUGCGGAUCGGCUAUCACCUCUCGGCCCGCUCAUUCCUCCUCGAGCUGCUGGUCUCCGCCUUCGCGCCCACCUGGGACGUCUGGUUCGGCUGCACGCGCGGGCCCGAGGGGCGGCUUCAGUCGUACUACGGCUACGAUACGGACGAGCGGAGGAUAGGGGGCGACCCUGACUUGCAGAGCGAUGUUCUCGCCUGCCCAUGGGCCACGCUCCCCCGGAUCCUCGACGCCUUGCAAAUCUGGUACGGGCGGCACGGCCGCGGCCGGUACUACGAACACGUGAGUCUCCAAUGCCAACCGUGGACGCCAGGACCUCCGCUCCCCAUUCCCUGCCCACCCCUCCAUGAACCCCACCCGGGAGGGUUCGACCACGUCAAAUCGAUCCACGCCUGCUUCGAGGCAGACUGGCAGCUCUUCGCGGCCCGGCACGACUGUCGGACGCCGACCUGGGCGACGACGCACCUGGGCGUCCAUCCGCGCGCCCGCCUGCCCGAGGACGCCGUCGCGGGGCCCUUCGACUGGGAGAAGGCGCGGCGGCUGUUCUGGCUGCGCGGCGCCGGCGCGGCGCUCGCGCCCGGCGAGGCCUGCUGCUGGGAGCUGACCAGGCAGGGGUUUGACGGCAUGAUGCGCCUCGACGACGACGCGCUGGCCCUGUGCCUGGCGAGGCUGUACGAGAGCUGGGACGUCUUCGCCGGGGACUGGCCCGAGCACGUCCAGGAGGAGGUCCUGGUCGGCCUCGAGGCGCGGCUCCGCGAUCCGGGGAACAGGCUCCCGAUGGCGUGCGGGUUUGUGUUCAGGGUCUUGUCGCGGUGUAUGGCGGGGCGGUUGUAGGGGAUCGGGCAAUAGAUCGGAUUUUUUAUAAUAUAUAAAUUCAGGAUUCAUAAUGGACGUCAUGUGUUGCUGAAUUCGUUCCCGUGGUUUGGUGGUGGCUGAGAAGAGCCACCAGGAGUGAUACAUAGUGUCGUGAUAGUGCCAGGGGACCGCUAUGAAGUGACCAGCAACGCAUGAGAACAAGUUGGGAGGCUGACUGAUACAGUCCAAUAUGAUUAAAGAGUCGAAGCAUGUACCACGGUCAGGCCCUCAGUAAAUUCCGAGAGUGUGUUU
Messenger RNA from Phialemonium atrogriseum, 1556 nucleotides. RefSeq lists its product as uncharacterized. The coding region runs from base 231 to 1283 and encodes 350 amino acids. The record is from RefSeq and is a predicted model, not a curated record. Lineage: Eukaryota; Fungi; Ascomycota; Sordariomycetes; Cephalothecales; Cephalothecaceae. The transcript is spliced from 2 exons.